AUGCCUGCGUCGUCGCCCACGACUGCCACUGGCCGCGAGUCAACACGGCGGCCCAGCAACACCGGCACAUUCGAGACGCAACGUUCCCAGCGACGGGAGAAGGCGAAGAGCAGCCAGAGCUAUGCAGGACACCAUGGCCGAAGAGGGUCACGGCACGACAGCAAUACUGUCGUGAGCAGUGGUACAGCUGCAGAGGAGGCCGAUGGAGGCGGUGGUGUUGCUGAACGACCACGGCCCAAGGCGCGAACCAACUCUGCACCUGGGCCUCCGCACUUCAACGACAGGGGCCUGAGUAAGGGCAUACAUAUUGGCCAACACGGAGGAAAUGAUGCCCACUCUACCACAUUCCAACAGCUUCCCCAAGCCAGAGGCGGUGCACAGUCUGCUGUCGAAGAAGAGGGCGAGGACGAAGACGAGAUCUCCGGCGUGGUGGGCAAGACCAGAUCGUACCAGCCAUUCUCCAAUCCCGAGCUUGCGCAACCGCUCCCAGAAGUCAACAUCGCCAUUAUUGGCGCCGAAGGUGUUGGCAAAUCCACCUUCAUUCAAAAGGCUCUCGAGCUGCCCGACCUCCCUCCUUCGCAGUCCGCUGAGCGGAAGAUCCCCAUCGACGGCAGCGUCUACCUCGUUCGUUUGCUGGAGCUGCCGAUCGACAGUAUAGAAAUCAACGAUGAUGACACGAUCGACUGGCCAGACACGAUAGAGGAUAAGAAGAUGCCGAGGGUGGAUGGCGCUUUGGCUCUAUACGACGUGAAAGACAAGUCGAGCAUUGAAGAUCUCCCUGAGAUGCUGGAUGCGAUCACGAAGGCCUCAUUACCCACAAUCCUGAUCUCCUGCAAGUGCGAUACACCAUUGGACGAACGCGAAGUCGAUCCAGCCCGAGUAGAAGAAAACGCGAAACGGGCCAUCAAUUCCAUCAGUACUCUUCAGAUAUCCGAGUUCCACCCCGAAACUCACAGACGAGGCAUCUUCAUGCUUUUGAACACUAUCGUUAACACCCAGCCGGAGCAAUAUUUCCGAAGCUCGUCAGCAAAUCGUCGGAGGGCAGCUUCGAACGCACUACGACCGGUAUCACCUCGAAACUCUGGCACACUUGGGCACGCGCGCUCAAGCUCAGACUACACUGGCUCUCUACACAAAGACCCUAGACGAAGUAGGCACGACUCGACCUUGACUACCGGCCACGGCUCUGGAGAUCGGCUGAGAGUACAAGCUACAGAGGAUCAUCCAAUGCAGAGCUCGUUUCUACUGGAAGAGUCUGCCAGCGAACCAUCGCGCGCAUCAUCACAGUCGUCUGCGAGUGUAGAUCCGGCGGCACUGGGCACAACGGCCAUCUCGACUGCUUUCUCAGAGAAUGGUGCGACAUUUGACGAGCUGGUCGACAGGCUGCUGGCUCAGCCAACCUCGAAGACUGACCUGAAGUUUGCCGCUAUAUUCCUUGCCCUGUACAGGAAGUUCGCCGCGCCUGGGAGAUUACUUGAGGCUAUUGUCGAGCGGUUCGAUGCGCUGGAGCAUAACGGGAGUCCACAGAUACUAAAGACUCAGACCCAGCUGCGCUACUUGAGCAUAGUGGAGCAAUGGGCGAAACUGUAUGGUGGUGAUUUCGCCUACCCCCAGACGACCCGCCGUUUACGGACGUUCGUUAUGAAGCUCGCAGAACUUCGCAUCUUCGCGCAAGCUGCGAGGGAAAUCCACAUUGACAUCGAGAACGUACAGGAGGAUGAUGACACAGAUUGGGCGUAUUGCGAUAAGGAUCGAGAGACCUCGGGAGAUCGUACCUCGAUGUCAUCUACGGCCAGCACACUCAUUGACGAUCCAACCUUCUCUGCUGAACGCGACCUAAGCGGAAGCACGAUCAACGAAGAGGAGCCAUACGAUCGUCUGCCCAAAUUUGCCAACCAGGUCAUGGCCAACGUCGAGCUGGCACAAAAGCAGGCGCAACAAUUCCAAAGCGUCCCUCGAAUACUCCUCACGAAGGUUCAAUGGCGAGCACUAAUGGAACAGCCGGACGACGUCAUCGCUCGCGAACUAACAAGAAUGGACUGGAUCAUGUUCUCCUCUAUACGAUCUAGAGAUCUCGUCCGACAUUGCUCUUUGUCCAAAGCCCAGAAAGCAGCGUGCAAGAACCUGGCUCAUGUGGACCGCAUGAUCGAGCACUUCAACCAGCUCGCAAGCUGGGUCGCGAACUACGUUUUGUUCAGAGACAAGCCCAAACACCGAGCCUUGAUGCUUGAGAAGUUCAUGCGCAUCGCUCGCAAAGUCCGCGAGCUCAACAACUACAAUGCCCUCGGCGCCAUAAUCGCAGGCGUCAAGUCGACUUCCGUCCAUCGCCUGACUGCCACUCGAGAGCUCCUCCCUGCAGCUGUUGGUAAAGACUGGAUGAGGCUGGAAGCACUCAUGGCUCCAUCACGGUCACAUUCGGCAUACCGUCUUGCAUGGGAAAACAGUUCGUCCGAGAGGAUCCCGUACCUACCACUCCAUCGAAGGGAUCUCGCGACGGCCGAGGAGGGAAACAAAACUUUCCUUGGCGAUGACAGUGAAGGCCGGAUCAACUGGAAGAAAUUUGAGAUUAUGGGCGAUGUCAUUGUCAGUUUGCAGAAAGCGCAGGGUGUGAGGUACGGCAAUCUUGGAAAUGGACAGGGUGAGCAAAUCAUUAAGGAGUUGGUGAUGGAUGUCAAACUCGUGAAUGACGAAGAUGAUCUUUACGAGCGAAGCAUACAACUCGAGCCUGCAGCCAACAGUGCUAUGGGUCCCGGAGCGAAGUUCAAGGAGUUCUUCAAAAGAUGA
Molecule: messenger RNA, 2784 nt
Organism: Fulvia fulva
Lineage: Eukaryota; Fungi; Ascomycota; Dothideomycetes; Mycosphaerellales; Mycosphaerellaceae
Product: Ras guanine nucleotide exchange factor I
Exons: 4
Coding region: 1-2784 (927 amino acids)
Biological process (GO): positive regulation of GTPase activity; Ras protein signal transduction
Cellular component (GO): plasma membrane
Molecular function (GO): guanyl-nucleotide exchange factor activity; GTP binding; GTPase activity
Source: RefSeq, a predicted model, not a curated record